AUGUUAGAGUUCGCGGACGUCGCCACGAACCUCAAGCCCCUCGGCGCGCUCGACCUCCCUGCGGUGCUCUCGAACCCAUCUCCCUUGAAGUACUUCCGCCUGCUGUCGAUCACUGACCAGCCCCACACCGGGCCCUCCCCCAGAGCCAGCGCGACAGCAUCUCAUCAUCGAGCAGACACUUCCCCCACUCUCGUCGACGCGAUCGCGGGUGAGGGCAAGGACCGGGAUACGUGGAGACCUCGGCGCACAGCUGAGACCCGAGACGAAGAACAACUCGGCGCACAGCUCAGAUCCGAGAUGACGUGUCUGCGCGCGGCGUCGACUACCCUCACGCGCGUUAUCCAGCUCCGGAUCCCAUCGAGUGCCGAGGCGAACGUCUUCAGUAUCAAGCGGCCAGGCGUCUAG
Molecule: messenger RNA, 405 nt
Organism: Fomitopsis serialis
Lineage: Eukaryota; Fungi; Basidiomycota; Agaricomycetes; Polyporales; Fomitopsidaceae
Exons: 3
Coding region: 1-405 (134 amino acids)
Source: RefSeq, a predicted model, not a curated record